AUGAGCGACCAAAGGACCGCGCCGACGGCGGGCGUGCCGAGCGGCUCGCUGGCGCUGUCGUUGGGCCUUGUCGAUAGUUUCAAGCCUGCCAAGGUGUUUCAUGAGUUUGUACAGCCUGACUGCCAAGUGACGAGCGUCGACUACGACGAUCGUGGCGAGAUGUGCGUCACGGCGUCGAACGACGAGACGAUCCAGCUGUACAAUUGCCGUGCGGGACGGCAUACCAAGACGCUCUAUAGCAAAAAAUACGGCGUGUACCUCGCGCGCUUUACGCACCGCGCAUCGGCGAUUAUUUACGCGUCGACCAAGGAAGAUGACACCAUUCGAUACCAUUCGCUGCACGACAACAAGUACCUGCAGUACUUUCGUGGACACAAGCGGCGCGUUGUGUCGCUCGAAAUGUCGCCGGUCGACGAUACCUUUUUGUCCGGCGCAGUGGACGACGCCGUGCGGCUGUGGGACUUGCGCAGCCCGGCCGCGCAAGGCCAUCUGCGUGUGCAGGGCCACCCGGUCGUGGCGUACGACCCCACCGGCGCGGUGUUUGCCGUGGCACUGAACGAGCGCAAUGUCGUGCUCCUGUACGACGUGCGCAAGUUCGACCACAGCCCAUUCCUUACCAUCACGAUCGACGACACGGCCGCCCUCUCGCAGGUGUCGAUGCCGCCGCGCGUGCCGGUGAUUACCCAUCUCUCCUUCAACCAGUCGGGACAAUUUAUUUUGGCCGGCACGGCGGGCGACGUGCACUACGUCGUCGACUCCUUCUCAGGCAAGGUCCUAUGGCGCCUCGUCGGCCAUCUCGGGCUCGAGCAGGCUUCGGGCGGCGGAGUGGGCAUGGUGCCGCAGGCGGGCAUUAGCGGCCAGGAGGUGUGCUGGACACCCGACGGCAAGAUGGUGAUCUCUGGCUCGGCCAACGGACAGCUGUGCAUCUGGGCCAUGCCGGAACAGAUUCCCACCUCGCCCAAAACACUCCAGCCGAGUGCGAUGCUCAACGGGCACGAGGGGCCGGCGCGUGUCGUUGCGUUCAACCCUAAAUGCGCUCAAUUGUGCACAGCGGGCGCGCAGGUUGCACUCUGGCUCCCGGACCUCGAAGGAGUCGCUGAAUAG
Malassezia japonica is the source of this 1104-nucleotide messenger RNA. RefSeq lists its product as uncharacterized. The coding region runs from base 1 to 1104 and encodes 367 amino acids. The record is from RefSeq and is a predicted model, not a curated record. The transcript is spliced from 5 exons. Lineage: Eukaryota; Fungi; Basidiomycota; Malasseziomycetes; Malasseziales; Malasseziaceae. Gene Ontology annotation, cellular component: Set1C/COMPASS complex. Gene Ontology annotation, molecular function: protein binding; chromatin binding.